ACAGACAGGGCUGGUUGGAUUCUUGUUCCUCACGGGGAAAGAUAUAAAGUGCUUGGCUGCUGGAGAUUUGUUUGACUGUUAAAAUGUAGUCACCAACUGAAUGCAGAGUGAUAAUACAAAGUAUUUGCCUAAAAAAAACAAUGUGAGGAAAGGGGCUUUUGUGUUCUAUUCGUGGAUUACAAAGUCAUGUUUAAACUGUUGCAUAUUCUGAAAGACUAUUGCUGGCACUUGCAACAUUUCCAGCAGGGAGUAAAACCAUUACCGCAAAUUUUCUCUGCCCUCCGCCGUGUCCACAUGCUGCUUAUUUUAUUGUCUGGCCUUGCACUGAUUUCAGGUGAAAGUUACAUCACUGCCAUCUGGAAAAUAUUUUCACAAAGAAAGAAGAAAUAAGUGAUGUUCAGUCAGAAAACAAGUUUGAUCAUGUGGCGGCUCUGCUUGGCGUCCAUCCAGAUUUGAUUCCCUGGCUGGUUUCUUCACUUCAAGAGUGCUUUAAAAGGUUGACAGAGAGAAACAGUGAGAGGGAGAAAGUGAUUUAGGGAGUCGAGGAAGGCAAGCAUUUCCCAUAAUCAUAUCAUGAAGGCGGCGUUGUCCUCCUCUUCCUGUUUUCUCUUGUGUCUCAGACACAGUCCAGGUGACAUGAACAGUGAACGCAGUGGAUCUCCUCUGUCGUUGCAGACACAGAGACAUCACUCCGCUUCGUCCAAGCCGCAAACUCUCUGUGGGAUGUCUGAGGGAGACAUCACAGUGCUGCCAAUCGGACCUGCGUCUCUGGACCUGUCCAGGCAGGAGCACCGGACACUGACCAGACUGUACAGCCAGAACGGAGCAUAUCACCUGAGGAUUUUACCAGAUGGAACUGUGAGUGGUGGCAGGCAGGAAAAUGACCCCUAUGACAUCCUGAGGCUGAAGGCUGUGAGCGUAGGAGUGGUGGUCAUCAAGGGUGAGAUGACAGGAAGGUACCUGGCCAUGAACAAAAAGGGACGCCUCUACGGAUCACAAGCACUCAAUGAUGAGUGUUACUUUCUGGAGAAGUAUGAAGAAAACCACUACAACACAUAUUGCUCUCAGAAGUACAACUGGUAUGUGGGGCUGAAGAGGAACGGCCAACCCAAAGCAGGACCAGACACCCACCAGGGUCAGAAGGCCAUCUUUUUCCUGCCAAGGCCUGCGGGCAACAUGUAAACCAAGACGGCACCAGGAACCGUGGACACGCUCACUGAAGUCUUUAAAUGCACAUUAAUAGUGCAAUUUUUAUGCCGGUCAAAGUAUCACAUUUAAAGGUCACUUAAAAUCACUACAAUAGGGCGGAAAGCUCUAUUUCAAUGUUAAUAUGUUUCUUCAUUCCUCUUGUUAAUGCAAUGAAUAUGUGAUUCCAGCUCAUGUAAGCAGCUUAUACUGUAUAUGAUCAUCACAGGGAUAUAUCUAGACUGCUUUCUGCCUAUAAGCACAUAUACACCCUCUCACUGCAGACAGAAAAUGUGUGCGGUAUCAGUGCAUGUCAGCCUUGAUAAAUGGCCGUUCACUUUGAAACCUAGUAUGAAAUACCACUGCUGGAAGACAGGAACAGGAACGCUUUUACACAGAAAUAGUUUUAUAAUUGAUCACGUCUGGCACAAAAGAAACCAACCAGGCAGUAAACAUAAAAGAGCCGACCAUCUGGCGUUGAAUUCAAACUUAAGCAAACAAAGUCUACAGUGAAGGGAAUAAUAGUAGUAUUAUAAAUAUUUCAAUGCCCUGCUUAACAGUACUUCAGGAUAGUGGAUCUAUGCUGACUUGAAUGACUGAUGAUCUUAUUAAUAUCUACUUUUACUCUGCUCAAGCCUGUUUGAUGCCCAUUUCUGUAAUUACUUGUGUUCUUUGUGGAAUGUCAGCAAUUUUAAGGACCAGUGUGUAGGAUUUUGUGGCAUCUAGCUGUGAGUUUGCAGAUUGCAACCAACUGAAUACCCUUUCCCUCACCCCUCCCUUUCCAAGCAUGUAGUAGAACUUAUAGUGGCCUUCAGGUGAUGUAAAAACACAAAAGGCCCUUUUUAGAGCCAGUGUUUGGUUUGUCCUUUCUGGGAUACUGUAGAAACAUUAUGGUGCAACAUGGCGGGCUCUGUGGAAGAGGACCCACUUAUCAUCUCCGUAUAGAUAUGAAGGGCUAACGAAAACACAGUUCUUAGUUUCAGGUGAUUAUACACUAAUGAAAAUAUAAAUAUGACUAAUAUAUUCCAUUUCUGCCAGUAGAUCCCCCUAAACCCUACACACUGGUCCCUUAAAGGGCCAUUUUAUGAACGCAGACAACUAUGCAAAAAAAAUUGAAACUCUUGAAAAACAGCACCCUUGUAGGGUUAGCCCAACAAAAGUGAAAAAAAUUGUAUGAUUGUAUAAUUGUGUUGUAAUUAUGUGCCUAGGUCAGCUGACAGUCCUUGUUUCAGUAAUGUGAGGUUAUUAUUGACAUCUUGGUGACACCAAAUGCUCAACUGUGAAUUGUUUGAGGCAAUGACGGACCAAAUAUUCUAUCCUGGACCACAAAAGUCACAAAUGGUUUCCUUUCACUAAGCCAAAUGGCUCAGCUUCAUAGUCCAACAGAUAUUUCUGUAAACCUACUUUAGCUGAAACACAUGUUACUGUAAUACUGCUACUAGUGAUAAAAUACUAUUGUGAAUAUUUAUUUAUAAAGUUUUAUUGCUAGUAAAAUUUAAUUUAGCUGAAAACUGCAAUGGACAUAUUUGAAAUAACUUAUACAUACAUAGUGAAGGAGAAAAAAAGGUAAUGUGAUCAUCUUUUUACAAAGUAAUACAUAUUGUAUUAAGUGUACUUAAAUGUCUUAAAUGCUGCAUUAUUAUCCAUAAAAAUAAAUAGUAUGUUUGAUUUGCUGUAACAAUGAAUGUGGUUCUUCCUAAAAUAUACACGUGAAUAAAUGUUUUUAAGUGUACAUACA
Molecule: messenger RNA, 2923 nt
Organism: Sander lucioperca (pikeperch)
Lineage: Eukaryota; Metazoa; Chordata; Actinopteri; Perciformes; Percidae
Product: putative fibroblast growth factor 1
Exons: 4
Coding region: 574-1182 (202 amino acids)
Biological process (GO): cell differentiation; positive regulation of protein phosphorylation; regulation of cell migration
Cellular component (GO): cytoplasm
Molecular function (GO): growth factor activity; fibroblast growth factor receptor binding
Source: RefSeq, a predicted model, not a curated record